This is a messenger RNA of Lepisosteus oculatus (spotted gar), 1654 nucleotides long. It is a transcript of the gene nup42, whose product is annotated as nucleoporin 42. The record is from RefSeq and is a predicted model, not a curated record. Lineage: Eukaryota; Metazoa; Chordata; Actinopteri; Semionotiformes; Lepisosteidae. Gene Ontology annotation, molecular function: metal ion binding; nuclear export signal receptor activity. Gene Ontology annotation, cellular component: nuclear envelope.
ACGGUAAAUGUAAUGACUUCCGCCUUUUCUGUUUCCUUGGUAUCGGCGUUUCUCAAGAUUCGUAGCUGUUGUUUUUCUUCAACGCGGAGAAGAGCGGCAGGCCAUUUCGCUGACAGCCAGGCUGCGUUUUGAAAUCCUGCCCGGAGCAGGGCUCUUCUUGAGCAGCUUGUACCUGCGUGCGGCCUCCCCGGUGUGCGCUGCGCCGGGAUGACGGUGUGCAGUUUCUUCCUGCAGGGCCGGUGUCGGUACGGAGAGAGGUGCUGGAAUGAGCACCCCAGCCGGGAUGGAGGCGGCCAUCACAGCCGGCCGCAGGGCAACCGCGGAGCCGGAGGGUUUGGGAACAGAGUCUGGGUCAACCCCUCGCAGAGGUCAUCUGGGUCGGACUACAUCCAGCCCUCCUCCUUCUCCCGGCCGGAGGACUGGGGGCGAGGCGGCCGAGAGGAGGGCCGGAGCCGGUUUGGGGCGCCCUCGGGGUCCGGACGCCCGGAGGAGAGCAAGGGUUUCUCUGGCACGGGGAGCUCCAGCUUCAGCUUCUCCGCGGGCAGCAGGUUCUCGGCCCUGAGCUCCCAGCCGGACUUCGACGGGGGUGGCCCGGAGGACAGCCCGGAGAAACAGCUGGAGGUCUGCCUGGAGACCAUCAGGAGGGACAUGGAGGUGUGGGAGAGCUCUGGCCAGUGGAUCUUCUCUUGUUACUCCGUCCUCAAGGCCUCUAUUUCAGGCUUUCCUGAGAUCUCUCCAGAAGAGCUGAGACUUGAGUACUACAAUGGAAAAGAAGGAGGAAAUCUGCAGAACUACAUGAGCUCCGUGACACAGUUGGUGAAUCAGUGGAAGAGCAGGCUGCUUGAGUUAAAGACGCAGAACUCGGUCACACGAGUGGCUUUGGUAGCAGAACUGAAGAACCCCAGCCCUAAAGCCCCAUCUGUGCAGUUCGGUGCUCCACAGACAUCAGCUUUUACAUCAGGGGGUUUCGGUGCCACUGGCUCGGCGUGCAGCAGCGGGUUCGGCAGUGUGGAUCCAGCGGGGGGCUCCACGGGCUCCACGGGCUCCACGGGCUUCGGGAGCGCGGCAGCCGGCUUCGGCGCCCCUGCGGCCCCUUCGUCUGCCGCCUCCUUCUCCUUCGCGCUCCCUACAGCGGGAAACGAGCUGCCCCCGGGGUUCAGUGCCCCUUCGGGGUUCAGUGCCCCUUCGGGGUUCAGUGCCCCCUCCGGGUUCGGCUCUUCGAGCUUCGGUGGCUCUUCCUCCUCCUCCUCCUCCUCCUCCUCCGCGGCGGCCGGCAGCUCCGGGGUCGCGGGGAGCGGCGUGGGCGCGGGCGCGGGCGGGGCCCAGCCGGCCGCGGGACAGCUCUUCUCCCCGCAGAGCGAGCUGACCGCGGAGGAGAUGAAGGAGUUUGCAGCCAGGAGGUUCACCCUGGGCAAGAUCCCUCUCAGGCCUCCUCCCGCGGAGCUGCUGGCCGUCUAGGACGCUGCCGCCUCGUGCCUGGCCUGGCUGGGGGCUCCGUCCUCAUGUGUUCACAUCAUUUCUUUUUUAGAAAGCCAAUCUUCUGCUUCAAUCCACUACAUUAGUACAAUUGCACGUGGGACUCUAUACACCAGUGUUGUACUAGUGGACAAAUGUAAAAUUUUAUACAAUUUAAAUAAAACUCUUUUUUAAUGCA